AAUUCAAUGUAAGUUGCAGAUAUGCAGGAGUUUUUCAUGUUGAAAAAGAUGGUCGCUACAGCCUGACACGAAGUGAAGCAGUUGAACUCUGCAAAGCUCUGAAUAGUACCUUGCCAACGCUAGAGCAGAUGAGAAGAGCUCAUAAACUUGGAUUUGAAACUUGCAGGUACGGUUUUAUAUUGGGGCAUAUUGUUAUCCCACGAAUCAAUCCCCAUCUUCUUUGUGCAGCAAAUCAUACUGGCAUUUACAAACUUUCAGCAAACACAACUGAUCGUUAUGAUGCAUAUUGUUACAAUGCAACAGAAACAAGAGAUAAGGCAUGUGAGCCAAUAGAUAAGCUAAACACCUCUAUGCUCAGUGAUCACAGCAAAAUAGUCAUUGAUAAUGAAGAUGGCUCACGUUAUAAUGUAGAUGGCACACGUCAUAGUGGAGAUUCCUCAACCUCUGGUGUAGAUGAUGAAAAUGUAGGUAGUGGCUCGACACAUGACACAACUGCAGUGGAUACCAGCAUCAGAAGAUCCUCCAGUACCUCAUAUUUUGAACAUACGACUCCAAUCUCACAGUUACCAGAUCAUUCUUCUGGAGGAGGCGAGAAGGAAUUUCCUUCAAUAAGUACUGAUUAUGAAUUUUCUGCAGUACCAACUGACGUCUCUUUGGUGCCACUAGCUGAUGAUUUUCCUGAAAAAGGAGAUGGACAGCAGCCUGCAAGUACUACUGUGGGCUCUCAGCAUGAAACACUGCAGGAAAUCUCCACGCAAGAUCAUUGGAACCCAUCCUAUACAGACGAAGAGGAGUGGUAUUCUAGCACUGCUGUCAGGGCACUAGUCACAAACGAAAAUGAAAAACACGAAGGACCAACCCAACAUCCACUAUUACACAGUGUUCAUCCUGGAUGGAUCAGUCAAGAACAAAGUACUGCAAGUACCAUCGGGAGUACUGAAGAACAUGAAUUAACUCUUCCAGGUGAAAAUGAUAUUGAAACAGAAUCUUCUCAUACAGCUAUGGCCUCCGAUUACGGGGCCAAACAGAAUGACUCAACGCAAGACCCAUUGGUGUAUCCAGGUUGGGAAGAGGGAGAUGUUUAUUCCGUACAACCAACUGUUAUGGAUAGAAUUAUUUCUUCCAGAGGGAAUGAUCAUGAAAAACAGUCUUCCAGUACAGCGGCUACCUCUCCCGAUGGUGCCCAUCAAGAAGACCCAACUCAGCCACCUCUGCCUUCAGAUAAUGAACACGGACAGGGCACUGCAGGUGUCACUCAUGCCACAAACACCCCUGGGGAUGAGGUGCUACUUGGGCUGAAUCCUGCUAGUAGGAAUGAACCUGAUGGCGAAUCUCCACUGACGGGUACCACCACGGAGUCCACAGACGUUGUCAGCCAAGAAGAAGGAACCCAAGAGCCACUGUUACCUGGCACUCAACCUGGAAGGGAAGGUGAACAAGCCACUACUACGGAUGAUUCCCAUCUCAAUUUCAUACCCGGAGUUUUUCCAGACAGUCAGGAUCAUCCUAACCGAUUACACACCCCUCCUCCUACGACGGCUACCUCUCCCGAUGGUGCCCAUCAAGAAGACCCAACUCAGCCACCUCUGCCUUCAGAUAAUGAACACGGACAGGGCACUGCAGGUGUCACUCAUGCCACAAACACCCCUGGGGAUGAGGUGCUACUUGGGCUGAAUCCUGCUAGUAGGAAUGAACCUGAUGGCGAAUCUCCACUGACGGGUACCAUCACAGCAUCCACUGAUAUUCCCAAAGGGGAAGAAAUGACUCAAGAACCAUGGGUACCUAGCAUCUCCAUAACAGCAGCUACCUCUCCUGAUGGUGCCCAUCAAGAAGACCCAACUCAGCCACCUCUGCCUUCAGAUAACGAACAUGGACAGGGCACUGCAGGUGUCACUCAUGCCACAAACACCCCUGGGGAUGAGGUGCUACUUGGGCUGAAUCCUGCUAGUAGGAAUGAACCUGAUGGCGAAUCUCCACUGACGGGUACCACCACGGAGUCCACAGACGUUGUCAGCCAAGAAGAAGGAACCCAAGAGCCACUGUUACCUGGCACUCAACCUGGAAGGGAAGGUGAACAAGCCACUACUACGGAUGAUUCCCAUCUCAAUUUCAUACCCGGAGUUUUUCCAGACAGUCAGGAUCAUCUUAACCGAUUACACACCCCUCCUCCUACCAGAUCUACAUCCAGUAUAUAUGGUAAUAAAGGACCACAUAUGGGAGAUCAUGAAUCCACUACUUUCCCUGGACAGACCACAACAACAACAGGUUCACAACUAAGAUCAGGUGGGAUACCAGACUGGUUGAUUGUAGUUGCUGCUCUUGUGGCACUGGCUGUGAUUCUUGCAGUCUGCAUCGCUGUUAACAGUCGGAGAAGAUGCGGGCAGAAGAAAAAGCUAGUGAUUAACAAUGGCAAAGGGGCAGUGGAAGACAGGAAGACGGGUGGAUUGAACGGAGAAGCCAGCAAAUCGCAAGAAAUGGUGCACUUGGUUCAUAAAGAACAGUCAAAUGACCGAACAGGAGCAUGUGAUGAAUUCCUGACCCUUGAUGAAACGCAAAAUCAUCAGGAGCUUGACAUGAAGAGUGGAGUGUAAUGGCACCAAGACACCAAGUAGAUCAGAGCUGGGGAAAUCAAAAUCGCAAAGAACUUGGACAGGAGUUCACAGAUGCACUGUGCUACUGAUCGCUUUUGGACAUAAUUAAACAUAAGUUUUCUUCAUUUUUUAAUUAUUUUAAAAUCAUGUCCAAGUUGCAAAAUUGACAUUUUCUUUCUGAAAUAAGCCCCCAAGAGUUGCAUACAUUUAUCAUUUCCCAAUUCCUACAUGGAGUGCACUUACUGUGUCUUUGCUGUUAGGAGAGACACAAAUUUGUAUCGUUUUUCCCAGAUGUGGUAUCUUCGCUGUGCGGAGCUACAGGAGUAUCCAGUCACUCCAUCUUACAGGCAUUGAAGGUACUAAACUUGCCAUGGUACAAGAAUAAGUGAGGAGCACAUGUCAAGAGUGAAAAUGAAGCUAAAACCAUAAAAGCCUCCUUACAAUCUCUAAAACUUCAGAACCUUU
Messenger RNA from Tinamus guttatus (white-throated tinamou), 3056 nucleotides. NCBI's taxonomy places the organism in Eukaryota, Metazoa, Chordata, Aves, Tinamiformes, Tinamidae. The record is from RefSeq and is a predicted model, not a curated record.